CAGUGGCACUCAGUAGCAGAGUGCUAUACACACUCACAUGCGCACGCACAUGCACACACACGCUGUUUCCUCUGUGUCUCUUUCCAAACGUGUCAGUCAACCAGUCAGUCGAUUAUUUGUGUUUGUGUGUGUGUUCAGUGGGGACGUUGACAAGAGCUCGCAACCAUCCUUCUUCUCUAUGACCGACGGACAAAAGAAACAGAGACAAGGAAAAGGGGACAUACAGUUUCUCACAAAAGAAACUCACCAACCAGUGGACUUUCUGACAUCACCACUGCCGCUGUCUAUGAGCUGCACUGAGUCAGAGGACUGGACUUUUCAACAAUCCUGACACACGUAAAAACCCUGUUGAAGCUCCCGCCAGCAGCAGCAGCGACAAACAUCAUGUCCUCUCCUUCCCUCCCCAUGCCUUCUCUCCCCCCAAGCCCUUUGGCCAUGGAAUACCUAAACGACUUUGACCUUCUCAAGUUUGAGGUCAAAUCUGACACUCCUCCGCUCCCUCCUCCAUGUGCGUACCCUAAAUCUGGUACCCAUGACCCCUCCAGCUCUCCGUACACCAGCCACCCACCACAGGACUCCAGCUUGAGCUCCAGCCCUUACAACUCACUGCCACCUUCGCCCACAUUCAGCGAUGCCCACCCACCCCCUUCGGGCUCUUCUUCUCUCUCUUCAUCGUCCUCCUCCAUCUCCUUUCCCCUCUCCAUACCCAACAGUCUCACUUCCAACAUCAGCUCCGGCUCUCAGGGGAACGUGGAAGGCAGUCCAGCCCAUGGCGGCCCUCAAGGUCCGACCCCAGCCUCUCUGGAGGACCUGAUCUGGCUGGCCGCACUGCAGCAACAGUUUGGAGGUGAGGUGACGGGGCCCGCCACUUUGCUGGGAGCCUUGGGAGGGGUGCCAGAGAGAGGGGACCGAGAGAGAGGGCAGGUGAAUGGCUUCCUGGGGUGUGAGGAUGCUGUGGAGGCUCUACUGAACUCAGCUGCAGCAGCUGUUAGCUCACAGUUCCCAGGUCUUUCUCAGAGUUCAAGCAGCAACCUGGGAGACUCAAGCAGCGACAGCGGAGGUGACAUCUCCUGCGCCAAAGCAGCAGACAUCUGCCAUCGCCCACUCGUCUUCCUCUCAUCAGGCCCUCCCUCCCUCCCCAACACUAACCCUGCUUCUGCUCCAUACCCCCAACCCCUCAGCCCCCAGGGCCGCCUUCAUCACCACCAGCAUCACCACCAGCAUCACCAUCAUCAGCAUCACCCGCACCACCCCAUGCAUGGCAACCAUCACCAUCAUCACCACCCACAAACCAAUCAGUGCGGGGCGAACGAGCGCUUCUCUGAUGAGCAGCUGGUGAGCUUGUCAGUGCGCGAGUUGAACCGACACCUGCGUGGAGUGAGCAAGGACGAGGUGGUGCGCUUGAAGCAGAAACGCCGCACGCUAAAGAACCGAGGCUAUGCCCAGUCCUGCCGCUACAAGCGUUUACAGCACAGGCACGCUCUGGAGUCUGAGAAACAUUUGCUUACCCAGCAGUUGGAACAGCUACAGUGCGAGCUGACUCGAGUGCUGAGGGAGAGAGACGCCUACAAGGCUCGCUAUGAGAAGUUGCUCAGCACAAACCAUGGUACCGGUGGUGACGCCCAGCCGACCCACACCAGCAACCCACCUUCCCCACCCCCUGACUACUUCCUCUGAGUUUAAUCCACAGGGGUGCACAAAGAAAAUAGACAAGCCAGCGUGGAGCAAUCAAUAAUGAGUAAUCAGACUUGGAGCGAAGAAACAAGAACGUGUAUGUGUGUGUGUGUGUGUG
This is a messenger RNA of Pundamilia nyererei, 1792 nucleotides long. RefSeq names its product neural retina leucine zipper (gene nrl). Gene Ontology annotation, biological process: regulation of transcription by RNA polymerase II. The transcript has 5 exons. Gene Ontology annotation, cellular component: nucleus. The record is from RefSeq and is a predicted model, not a curated record. Bases 385 to 1677 code for a protein of 430 amino acids. NCBI's taxonomy places the organism in Eukaryota, Metazoa, Chordata, Actinopteri, Cichliformes, Cichlidae. Gene Ontology annotation, molecular function: DNA-binding transcription factor activity, RNA polymerase II-specific; RNA polymerase II cis-regulatory region sequence-specific DNA binding.